Molecule: messenger RNA, 3034 nt
Organism: Neoarius graeffei (lesser salmon catfish)
Lineage: Eukaryota; Metazoa; Chordata; Actinopteri; Siluriformes; Ariidae
Gene: clybl
Product: citrate lyase beta like
Exons: 8
Coding region: 11-991 (326 amino acids)
Biological process (GO): regulation of cobalamin catabolic process
Molecular function (GO): (S)-citramalyl-CoA lyase activity
Source: RefSeq, a predicted model, not a curated record
CGUUGGAAACAUGGCGCUGUGCAUAGCUCGGGUUUACAGCAGGCAGUCUACUCAGAUAGCCCAGAGGCUGCUGGUGGCAGCAUGGCAGCAGGGUAGUUGGCGAGCUCAUCAUACCCCUGGCACUUCUCUGGAAUACAUCCCACGACGAGCCGUCCUCUACGUACCAGGCAAUGAUGAGCGCAAACUCAGGAAGCUCACCUCUCUGAACGUGGACUGUGCUGUUCUGGACUGCGAGGAUGGUGUCGCCCUUAACAAGAAGGCAGAAGCACGGGAAACAAUCCCAAAGAUGCUGGCUGAGCUGAAUCUGGGGCGCACUGAGAAAUGUGUGCGGGUGAACUCCGUGUCCAGUGGCUUGACUGACGCUGAUUUGGAGGUCAUUCUACAGGCAGAGGUCCUGCCCCCGGCACUCAUGCUACCAAAGGUGGAGGACACAGAGGAAGUGCAAUGGUUUGUUGACAGAUUUCAGCAGCGCUUAAAAGGCCGGAUGCUGAUGGAACCCAUUCGCUUCAUAACCUUUGUGGAAACUGCUGUUGGGUUGCUGAAUUUUAAGGCUGUGUGCGAAGUGGCUCAGCAGCUCGGACCGAAAGUUGGUCUGCAUCAUGAUGGAGUAGUCUUCGGCUCUGAUGAUUUCUGUGCCAGUAUAGGUGCAACAAGGACAAAGGAUGCCCGAGAGCUGCUGUAUGCUCGUCAGAAAGUGGUGGUCACCACCAAAGCCUUUGGCCUGCAGGCUGUUGACCUUGUGUAUAUUGACUAUCAGGACGGAGAAGGGCUGCGGCAGCAGGCCAGAGAGGGUGCACUCAUGGGCUUUACUGGGAAGCAAGUCAUCCACCCAAACCAAAUCAAGGCUGUUCAAGAGGAGUUCUCGCCCAGUCCAGACAAAGUUAUUUGGGCCACUGAGUUAAUCACCGCAUUUGAGGAGCACCAGAAGCUAGGAAAGUGUUGCGCUUUGUUCUCUCUAGGGUGCAUUCACCUUCCGUGGCAGCAUGAUUGACAUGCCAUCGUUAAAGCAGGCCCAGAACAUCGUCACCUUGGCCAGAGCUGUCAUGGGCAAGUGAGCCAAACUGGGCAGCCAUAUCUGUCACUGUGCGGGACAUCGGACAAAAAACUGUUAACCUCAGACAGAUGCGUGCCCUCUCAGACCAUUAACUGUGGCUCAUCUACGGCUCUAUAUGGCAGUACUGCAUGGCCUGAUGGGAGUAUCUUCAAUGUCAAAGAAGUGAUUAUGAGAAUUGUUUCCUUAAUUUCAUUUUUGUAUAUAAUGCACACUAAUUAUCCAGUUUAUUUGUUAAACCUACCUUGUACUUUUCAGGUACAGCUACAUACAAGUGUACAAUUACUCACUGUAGCCCCUCCUACUCCAUCCAUUAGUGGGAAGGUCCUACCUCAGGACCACUACUAACUGCAUAUUAUUAAGAUGGUGGGCCAUUCACAGCACAGCAGUAACACUGGCACAGCAGUGUGGGUAAUGUGUAUCAACAUGCUCUACUGUAGCGCAGAGCUCAGAUCUUAAAUGGGUUUUGUCUACUUUUUUGUUAUUAGUCCACACGAUUGUAUAACUAAUGUAUAUUACAGGAACAAUUGUUCAUCUUUUUGCAUGUACACCUUGCACUCCUUAUAAUCUAGACCCACUGAUAAACAAAGAGACCAGCAAGGUUUUUAUUUUGUUUAUUUAUUUAUUUUUGAUUUUUUUAAAACACCCCCCCAGUCAAAAACUGUUAUUUUUGGUGAGCCUGUGCUGCCUUUUCUUGACUAGCAUUAAAGGAACAUGCUGUAGGUCUUCUCCUGUUAUAGGCCAUCCACCUUCAUGUAUUGUGACAUGCAUUCUGAGAUGCUUUUCUCCUCGACUCGGUUGUAUAGAACGGUUAAUUGAAUAACCACAGCCUUCCUGUCAGCUCAAACCAGCCUGAUCCUUCUCCUCUGACCUCUCUCGUCAUUUCUACCUGCAGAACUACUGCUGCUCGCUGGAUGCUUUUGCUUUUUGCACCAUUCUCUUAAAAUGUACAGACUGUUCUGUGUUUAAAAAAAAAAAAAAUCUGAGGAGAUCAGUUUCGAAAAUACUCAAACCAGCCCAUCUGACUCCAACAACCAUGCCACAGUCAAUGUCACGGAGAUCACUUUUUUUUUUUCCCUCUGUUCAGAUGUUUGAUUUGAACGUUAACUGAAGAUCUUGGCGUUUAGCUGUAUGAGUUUAUGCUUUGCCACCUGAUUUGAAAAAUUGCAUGAAUGUGCAGAUGUUCCUAAAAAAGUGGCCGUUGUGUGUAGUUGGUUUACCACAUAAAAUGGGUGUAGCGAAUAAACUGGACUCUAAAUGUAUACGUGUGUGUCUGUGUAUGAGAGAGAGAGAAAAUGUCUGUAGCCUUGCAGUAUAACUCAACAGUAUGUGGUGUGUGUGUGUGUGUGUUUGUGUGCAUAUAUAUAUUCCUACCUCCCUUGGGUCAGCUCCUGGGCCAGGGUUUGACGUGUCUGGGGAAAGGGCAAACAAACACUUAUUUCCCCAUUCAGCCCUGAGGCUCCUCCAGGCUCAACCAGGCCGCAGCACAUCAAAGCAGCGUUUGCCAAAGAGCCGCCAUAAAUGUCCUUAAACCCACAGUGAGCGGAGAGCCAGCGGCCCACUCCAAACCACAGGCCUUUGUUUAGGAGGGCACUCUGAGCCGCUGAAGUGGGGGGUAUGAAUACAUCUUGAAACAGGCAUCAGCUCUAAGCUGACCUGCGUGGCAACAUGACACACUUACACUCAUUCUCUCUCUCAGAAACACACACACUGCAGGGGAUAGUGUUUGUCCACUUUGUUGUAAGUAAAUAGCCACAGUUUCCCACAUUUUGCACUGCUUUGUUGCUUCAGCCUUGUGGCUUGCAGAGAUUCCUGGGCAGCGGACUCCAUCCGUCGAGCCUAUGAAUUGCUUGCUUUUUAUCCUGAACAUGCCCAGGAUCUGGGAGAACAUGCUGCUAUUGUCCUUUAUACAAACCUUCAAGCCUGCUGCUUGUUAAGAAAGUUCUUUCCAAAAUAAAUCUCCAGGAUUGUACUUCAAAUGAA